Molecule: messenger RNA, 634 nt
Organism: Cucurbita maxima (winter squash)
Lineage: Eukaryota; Viridiplantae; Streptophyta; Magnoliopsida; Cucurbitales; Cucurbitaceae
Product: MLP-like protein 34
Exons: 3
Coding region: 39-497 (152 amino acids)
Biological process (GO): defense response
Source: RefSeq, a predicted model, not a curated record
CAAUUUGGGUUCUCCAAAAUGCAUAUUUUGAUUACAAAAUGGCUCAAAUUUCCCAAGUCUGUGCUGAUGUUAAAAUACAGUCUUCAGCUGACAAAUUCUAUGGUUUCUUUAGGCACAAAAUGCACCAUUUGCCUCAAAUAUUCUCUAAGAAAGUCCACAGCUUUGAAUUCCUUGAAGGAAAUGACUUCACUCCUGGCUCCCUCAUGCACUGGACUUACGACAUUGUUGGGCCAACCAAAACAAAGGUAAAAGUGGCAGAUGUAGACGAAGAAAACAAGUCGAUCACGUACGAAGCUGUUGAAGGAGACAUAUUGAGCCAAUACACCUUAUUCAGGUCGAAGUUCCGAGCCUCCGAUGACGGAGAAAACGGAGGCGCCAUUGUGAAUUGGUCGUUCGAGUUCGAGAAGGCCAACGACAACAUCCCGUCCCCAGAAGCUUACCUGGAAUUUGUUUCUAAGAUCUCAACUGUACUUGAUACUUACCUUGCUGUCAACUGAUAGACAGCAAGGCCUUUGGCGCUAUUGUGCUAUGAAUAAAGGGAGCCAUUGUUGAUUGCUUCCCCAUCUCUAUGUAUAUCUAUUUAUUGUUAUGCAUUUUACUUUGACCUUUCAUAAAUAUUUGAAAUUUUUUAGUU